CCAAGAUGGCGGCGCCCAGCGGAGGAAGGAUCGGCGGCGGAAGCGCGAGUUUGUGGGCCGCUCUGCUGCUGGCGGCCGUGGCGCUGAGGCCGGCCGAGGCGGUGUCCGAACCCAUAACGGUGGCGUUUGACGUGCGGCCCGGCGGCGUCGAACACUCCUUCUCCCACAGCGCGGGCCCUGGGGACAAGUAUACUUGCGUGUUCACCUAUGCUUCUCAAGGAGGGACCAAUGAGCAGUGGCAGAUGAGCCUGGGGACCAGCGAGGACCAUCAGCAUUUCACCUGCACCAUCUGGAGACCCCAGGGAAAGUCCUACCUCUACUUCACCCAAUUCAAGGCGGAAGUGCAGGGCGCCGAGAUCGAGUACGGCAUGGCUUAUUCUCAAGCCGCAUUUGAAAGAGAAAGUGAUGUUCCCCUGAAAAAUGAGGAAUUUGAAGUGACCAAAACAACAGUGGCCCAUAGGCCGGGGACCUUCAAAGCUGAACUGUCCAAACUGGUGAUUGUGGCCAAAGCGCCCCGCAGUGAGCUGUGACCAGGAGCCCCACUGAGUGGCUUCUCCUCAUCAACUCUGAGGAGGCAAGGGCCUGGAGGACUGGCGUGUUCCCAAUUUCCUGGGGAUACUCAGCUUUCUGCCCUGUCGGGAGGAGUUCACCCAGCACUGAGGCACUGGAGCCAAAUUCAAAGGGCCCAGAGGCCAGAGGACCUGCCAGGCCCCUUCCUGGCUCUCCGGAACCUUCCCCACCUGCCCUCCUUUGUGCUUCCCAAACAGGAAUCCCUGUCUAAGACUCAGCUGCUUGUCCUUCUUACCAGGAAGGGCAUUGAGGCACGAGGAGGGUGGGUGUCAUGGCUUUUCUGGAGCUGUCUCGUGUGCCCCUCCACGAGGUGGGGGAUGCUGCCUGGGAGAACAGCCCCACCUCACUCUGACCAUCACGGGGCCCACAGCCCUCAUUCAUUUCCGGGAUGUUUUUCUUACAACUCACCCAUGGGACCGCCUCUCAGAUUGAGUGGGAAGAAAUGCAGUGUUCUUUGGUAUUUAAAUAAAUAAGGC
Messenger RNA from Trichechus manatus latirostris (Florida manatee), 1046 nucleotides. It is a transcript of the gene MYDGF, whose product is annotated as myeloid derived growth factor. Gene Ontology annotation, biological process: positive regulation of angiogenesis; positive regulation of endothelial cell proliferation. The record is from RefSeq and is a predicted model, not a curated record. The coding region runs from base 6 to 530 and encodes 174 amino acids. NCBI's taxonomy places the organism in Eukaryota, Metazoa, Chordata, Mammalia, Sirenia, Trichechidae. The transcript has 6 exons.